GGUGUAUGUGUACCUGCGAAGCCCAUCACUCCCUCUCUUCUUUGCUCUUUUACUCUUUCCAUCAUCAAAUCAAUUAAUAAAUCUAAAAGAAUAUCUUUCAUUCAUAUACACUCACACAUACUUCAUAAGUCUUUCCGACAAGUUUCAACACACGCUAUCUGAAUUUUCCAGUUUAUUUUCUCUUUCUAGUUUUAUUCCUUGUUUUCAUAUACAUACACACCCAUACGCACACAUAUAUCACUGUUACCAAGAAAAGAAAGCUCCACUGCUUGGUUAUAGCCAGCAAGAAGAACCACAACCUCGAUUCACGAACUGGGUCGUGGACAGAUCUUGGUAUAGAGCGACUGAUUCCACCCAUAAUCGCUUUGACUCUGAGGUAAAUGAGAAAAAGCCAAAAGGGUUUCUCAUCUAGUCUUAUGGACUCCCCACAAUCUGUUGUAUCUCCAUGCAAGAACUCACUUAGUGCUGAGCAUGAGAAGCAGAAGUCUGACUAUUCCUCUAGGAGCUCAGCUCCUUUCUCCAAGGAAAUCAGGGUCAACGGAAAGGAUGCUGAUGCGGUCAACGGUGAAAACUCCAUCGGUGUUCUUCAUGUUUACAUACACGAAGCGAGGGAUAUCCACAACAUCUGCAUAUACCACAAACAAGACGUUUAUGCUAAGCUUUGCCUGACAAGUGAUCCAGAACAGGCAGUUUCCACCACAAUCAUCAAUGGUGGUGGUAGGAAUCCAGUCUUCAAUGAGAAACUACAACUCAAUAUAAGAACUGUAGAGUCCUCCCUCAAAUGUGAGAUCUGGAUGCUUAGCAGGGUGAGGAAUUAUCUUGAAGACCAGUUGUUGGGUUUUGCUUUGGUGCCAUUGUCUGAGGUUCUAAUCAACAAUGGGAAGUUGGAGAAAGAGUUCUCUCUUUCUUCAACUGAUCUUUUUCAUUCCCCAGCUGGUUUUGUUCAGCUGUCUAUCAACUACACUGGAGCUUCCCCUGAAAUGAUCACUGAUAUGGUCACUCAUGGGACUCGUGUACAGGAUUCUGAGAUAUCCGAGUCCCUUCCUAGUGAGUUAGAUAAGAUAGAGUUCCCAGAUCCUAAGAUUGUAAAUGAAGAUGAGAUAAUGGUUUCAGAGUACAUUCAGAUGCCAUGCAAUAGUUUGGAAUCUGAUAGUUCUGAGAAUUUGGUCAAUCAUGAGGCUGAGAAUCAGCUCACUGAGGUAGUGGGAGUUCAAGUUGUUGAAAGCUUUUCAACGGGUACCGCUGAGUCUGUCCAACUUCCAAAGGUUGACUCACCACCAAGCAGUGUGUCAACUAAUGGAGUUUCAUCUCCUUCGGCCCCUGUAAGCUCAGAUUCAUCUGAAGCUCCAGCUGCCUCCAAGUCUCCGAAUCAAGAGCAAGUUUCAGCUCUGAAAGAGAAGCAUGUGGAUGCUAAAGAUAGUGAGAGUGAUUCCUCUGGUGGGUUGUCUAGUGAUUCAUUCACAAAGCCAGUUGUUUCUGUGAACAUUGAGCCUGAGCAAAAGGUGGUGCAGCAGGAGAUAGUAGAAAUGUACAUGAAGAGUAUGCAGCAGUUUACUGAGUCCUUGGCAAAAAUGAAGCUUCCUAUGGACAUGGAAACUGGAACAACAAAUUCAGAGAAUUCGAGCUCCGAUUCUAAAGUACAGCCAUCAAAGAACAGUGGCUCCCGUGUGUUUUACGGUAGCAGAGCUUUCUUCUGAUCUGAGCCAUUUUGUUUCACAAAGUGUUCGGAGGAAUUUGGCACAGGUGACUCUUAGAUUUAGAACGAAGACUAAUACUAGUGUUGAAGUCUAAUAACGUAUGGUCAUUGUAGCUUGGUAAUGGUAUCAUCAUCCUUUAUUGACAUGUUCUUAGAUGACAGAAACGUAACUCUCUGUACCAGCUAUGAGCUUUGUUCUCAUAUUCACUGUUGCUCCUUUAUAUAAUAUAUAUGAACUAUUUUCAUUA
This is a messenger RNA of Humulus lupulus (European hop), 1944 nucleotides long. RefSeq lists its product as uncharacterized. The coding region runs from base 381 to 1697 and encodes 438 amino acids. Lineage: Eukaryota; Viridiplantae; Streptophyta; Magnoliopsida; Rosales; Cannabaceae. The transcript has 2 exons. The record is from RefSeq and is a predicted model, not a curated record.